Truncatella angustata is the source of this 2784-nucleotide messenger RNA. RefSeq names its product Vps53-like protein. The transcript has 3 exons. Lineage: Eukaryota; Fungi; Ascomycota; Sordariomycetes; Amphisphaeriales; Sporocadaceae. Bases 231 to 2714 code for a protein of 827 amino acids. Gene Ontology annotation, biological process: retrograde transport, endosome to Golgi. Gene Ontology annotation, cellular component: GARP complex. The record is from RefSeq and is a predicted model, not a curated record.
AAACAUACCUGAGCUGAGGAUGCGUCUGGAUUGCUUUUACGUCAACGAGGACCUUUGAUCCUACAGCACCUUAAGCGAUAAGGUUCGCGACACGUGAUGAUUACCUGGCUCCAGGGACCUUCAGGAGGACAACAACAACAGUAACAAACGUCAAUUGAACCAAAUAAGCUUUGCUUGAUUGUUCUGUAGCCAGUAAUGUGUUCGAUAGUAGCCUGUACACAUUCCUCAAGAUGAAUGGUAGCACAGCGGAAUCGCUGGCGCUGGACGCAGCCGACUACGACCCUGUAGCGCACCUGAACCAGAUAUUCUCCCACCCUUCAACCAUCACCUCCGUCUCGCACGUCUCGACCACCCUCCACACCCAGCAAGAUGCCCUCUCCCGCCAGAUCACCUCGCUCGAGCAGUCGCAGGCCUACGGGCCCGACAGCAGCCUCGAGCGCAUGCAGUCCGCGCAGGCCGAGCUCGCCGGCCUCUUCAAGAAGAUCGAGACCGUCCGCAGCCGCGCCAUCCAGACCGAGCAGAACAUCACGAGCAUGACCGCCGACAUCAAACGCCUCGACGGCACCAAGCGCAACCUGACCCUGUCCAUGACCGCCCUGAAGCGCCUGCAGAUGCUGACGACGGCCUACGAGCAGCUGCGAGGUCUGGCCAAGACUAGGCAGUACAGGGAAUGUGCGAGCUUGCUGGCUGCCGUGCUGCAGCUCAUGCGCCACUUCAACAGCUAUCGCAGCAUUGAACAGAUCGCCACACUGAGUAGAGGCGUCAGCGACUUACAGCGCGAGCUGCUGGAGCAGGUCUGCGAGGACUUCGAGCUGGCUUUCACCAAGGAUGAGGUCAGUGCCAGGAAAGCGACUCUCAUCGAAGCCUGCGGUGUCAUGGAUGCUCUGGGUGACAAUGCCAGGUCGAGACUCAUGACCUGGUAUGUCAACACGGAGCUCAGGGAAUACCGUCAAGUAUUCAGGGGCAACGAUGAAGCAGGAAGUCUGGAUAAUAUUGGCAGACGUUACGCUUGGUUUAAGAGGAUGAUCAAGGGCUACGAAGAAGAACAUGCCGCCAUCUUCCCCCCGCAUUGGCGGGCUGGCGAGAUGCUGGCCACGGCAUUCUGUGACGGCACAAGAGAUGAUUUCAAGGGCAUUUUGGAACGGAGCAUGCGUAGGGUCGACGGCGCAAAGAUUGACGUCAACCUACUCCUCAGUUGCCUGCAAGAGACCAUGGACUUCGAACAGAGCCUGGAACGGAAGUUUACCGACAAGCCAAGGGCGAGCAUCGAUACGCUCAGCUCCGCCGACGAGAGGAGUCAAACCUUUAACGGAUCCAUAUCUGUUGCAUUCGAGCCAUAUCUGAGCUUAUGGGUGGAAUCCCAAGACAAGGCGUUGGCGAGUAUGAUACCCAAAUAUAGAACACAACCACUUAUACCGCCCGAUGAAGAAUUCUCGCCGCAAGCCGUCAUCGCCUCUUCCAUAGAGCUCUUUCAUUUCUACAAAGUCACAUUAUCGCAGUGUGCCAAGCUGUCCACAGGAGAUCGGUUGCUGGAGUUGACCAGGACAUUCUCGAAGUAUCUUGAUGAAUAUGCGCAACAGGUACUACUGGCCAUCCUCCAAAGGACAGGUUCGGUUGCGGCGUCUCUCGAGGAUAUAGUAUUGGUCAUCAAUACAGCAGACUUUUGGCAUACUAAUACGGGACAGCUUGAAGAUAGCAUAAAAAAGCGCAUAGAUCCUGAAUUGGCUGAAAGAGUCGACCUCUCCUCACAGGCAGACUCAUUCCUUGGUGUGGCUAGUGCAGCUGUCAUGGCGUUGGUCAACAGGGUUGAAGCGGAUUGCGAAGGCGCAUGGCGCGAAAUGAAGAACACCAAUUGGAGCAAGAUGGAGAGUGUCGGUGAUCAGAGCUCUUAUGUCGGUGAGCUUUUGAAGCACGUCAAUACUGAGGCGGAAGCAAUCUUGGGUGUGCUGGCCAAGCAACAGUAUGCCCGAGCCUUUGCGGAUAACCUGGUCGAGCACCUGGCGACUACGUACAUUGGCAAUAUCGUCCAAUGCCGGCCUGUGUCCGAGGUCGGCGCUGAACAGAUGUUAUUGGACAAAUAUGUUCUCACCAAGGCAUUCGAGAAUUUACUCCAGUAUCACAACCCAUCGUCGUCGCCUCAUGUUCCUGCAGCUGGUUUCGUAAAGCGGGUGAACCACACAAUGACACGAAUAGACCCGUUACUGAAGACGCUGCAAGUCCGCCCGUCACCACCGGAAGGCUUGGUACAAGCCUAUCUUAUCCAUAUUGGCGACAAGUCCGACACAAACUUUAAGAAGAUCCUCGAACUCAAGGGCGUGCGCAAGCUGGAUCAAUCACACCUACUCGAAUUGUUCCAGAUACACCGGGAGGGUUCUGCGAAUGACAAGCUUGUGGCCCAAAGUCCUUUGUUGACACCACUCUUAAACGCACCAGGAAUUGGAUCUACGGUCGGAAGCAUCAACCCCAGUGCUGCACUGAUGGCUGCACAAGGUGCUACCAGGUUCGAUGCUGCGAGUAUAGGGGAGAAAUUACUCAGUGCAGCAAGAGACGGCGUAGAGAGAAUUGGUACCCCGGCGCAGCAAGGCGCAGCUGGGCAGCAAGCAACCGCAACGAUGAACGAGAACCUGAAGAAUUUUGGAAAGUUUUUCCGUAGGGACAUUGGAGGAUUGGGUGUCAGGUUCGGAAAGGGAAGUGUAGAUGAGACUAGUAGGUAAUAUGCAACGGAGACUCCAAUACUGCCGGCACUCUUGGUGCGUCAGAUUUUGCUGUAGACGCCGAAUUAUC